This is a messenger RNA of Ornithorhynchus anatinus (platypus), 4847 nucleotides long. It is a transcript of the gene CRIM1, whose product is annotated as cysteine rich transmembrane BMP regulator 1. The transcript is spliced from 17 exons. Gene Ontology annotation, cellular component: extracellular region. The coding region runs from base 1542 to 4607 and encodes 1021 amino acids. The record is from RefSeq and is a predicted model, not a curated record. NCBI's taxonomy places the organism in Eukaryota, Metazoa, Chordata, Mammalia, Monotremata, Ornithorhynchidae. Gene Ontology annotation, molecular function: serine-type endopeptidase inhibitor activity; protein binding.
ACCCCACCGCACCCCACCCACGCGCCGCUCACCCGCCCGCAACAGUUGGGGCUCGGACGGACCCGUCGGGAGGAAACUUUCCCUCCCCACCCUCCUUUCGUUUUCCCCCGUCUCUCCCGGGGAGCCUGCCCCAGCUGGGAUUUGAGCUACGCCUGCAGCCGCGGGGGGAUCCGAGCCGAGUUUGCAGUCGGGGGGAUCCGAGCUACGCUGGCAGCCGACGGGAUCCGAACUGAGCUGGCAGCAGGAGGGAUCCGAGCUGCGCUGGCAGCAGGAGGGAUCCGAGCUACGCUGGCAGCCGGCGGGAUCUCAACUGAGCUUGCAGUAGGAGGGAUCCGAGCUACGCUGGCAGCCGGCGGGAUCUGAACUAAGGUUGCAGUAGGAGGGAUCCCAGCUAGGCUGGCAGCCGGCGGGAUCUGAACUGAGAUUGCAGUGGGAGGGAUCCGAGCUACGCUGGCAGCCGGCGGGAUCUGAACUGAACUUGCAGGAGGGAUCCGACCUACGAUUGCAACCGGCGGGAUCCGACCUGAGCUUGCAGGAGGAGGGAUCCGAGCUGAGUUUGCAGUCGGAGGGAUUUGAGCUAAGCUUGCAGCCGGCGGGAUCUGAACUAAGCUUGCAGGAGGAGGGAUCCGAGCUGAGUUUGCAGUCGGAGGGAUUUGAGCUAAGCUUGCAGCCGGCGGGAUCUGAACUAAGCUUGCAGGAGGAGGGAUCCGAGCUGAGUUUGCAGCCGGCGGGAUCCGAACUGAGCUUGCAGGAGGAGGGAUCCGAGCUACACUUGCAGGCGGCGAGAUCAGAACCGACCUUACAGUAGGAGGGAUUCGAGCUACGCUUGCAGCCGGCGGGAUCUGAACUAAGGUUGCAGUAGGAGGGAUCCGAGCUGACUUUGCAGCCGGCGGGAUCUGAACUAAGGUUGCAGCAGGAGGGAUCGGAGCUGAGAUUGCAGCAGGAGGGAUCUGAAUUGAGCUUGCAAUAAGAGGGAUCCGAGCCGAAUCUGCAGUAGGAGGGAUCCGAGCUGAGCGUGCAGUAGGAGGGAUCCGAACUAAACUUGCAAUAAGAGGGUCGGAGCUGAGCUUGCAGUAGGAGGGAUCGGAGCCGACUUGCAGCGGGAGGGCUCCGAACUGAGCUUGCAAUAAGAGGGAUCGGAGCCGAGCUUGCAAUAAGAGGGAUCGGAGCCGAGCUUGCAAUAAGAGGGAUCGGAGCCGAGCUUGCAAUAAGAGGGAUCGGAGCCGAGCUUGCAGCGGGAGGGCUCCGAACUGAGCUUGCAAUAAGAGGGAUCGGAGCCGAGCUUGCAAUAAGAGGGGUCGGAGCCGAGCUUGCAGCGGGAGGGCUCCGAACUGAGCUUGCAAUAAGAGGGAUCGGAGCCGAGCUUGCAAUAAGAGGGAUCGGAGUCGAGCUUGCAAUAAGAGGGAGCGGAGCCGAGCUUGCAAUAAGAAGGAUCGGAGCCGAGCUUGCACUGGGAGGGCUCCGAACUGAGCUUGCAAUAAGAGGGAUCGGAGUCGAGCUCGCGAUAAGAGGGAUCGGAGCCGAGCGUGCGGCGGGGGAGGAUGCACCCGUGGUUGGUGUUGGUGUCGGUGGUGCUCCUGGGCUGGGGCGGCCGGGCGCUGGUCUGCCUGCCCUGCGACGAGUCCAAGUGCGAGGAGCCGAAGAGCUGCCCGGGCAGCACGGUGCAGGGCGUGUGCGGCUGCUGCUACACGUGCGCCCGCCAGAGGAACGAGACCUGCGGAGGCGUCUACGGGCUGCACGGGGCCUGCGACCGCGGCCUGCGCUGUGUCAUCCGACCGCCCCUCAACGGGGACUCCAUCACCGAGUACGAAGUGGGCGUCUGCGAAGAUGAAAACUGGGAUGAUGACCAGCUGCUUGGAUUUGAACCAUGCAAUGAAAACCUCAUCACAGGUUGCAAUAUAAUCAACGGCAAGUGUGAAUGUGACACCAUUCGGACCUGCAAUAAUCCCUUCGAGUUUCCCAGGCAGGAUGCGUGUCUCUCAGCUCUAAAGAGGAUUGAGGAAGAGAAGCCAGACUGCUCCAAAGCCCGCUGUGAAGUCCAGUUUUCUCCCCGAUGCCCGGAGGACUCCAUUCUCAUCGAGGGCUACGCCCCACCCGGCGAAUGCUGUCCGUUACCGAGCCGUUGCGUGUGCAACCCGGCAGGCUGCUUGAGGAAAGUUUGCCAACCCGGCUACCUGAACAUCUUGGUGUCGAAAGCAUCAGGGAAGCCGGGAGAGUGCUGUGACCUCUAUGAAUGCAAACCAGUUUUCAGUGUCGACUGCAGCACGGUGGAGUGUCCGUCCAUCCAGCAGGUUGUUUGCCCCCUGGAUAGCUACGAAACCCAAGUUAGACUGACAGCGGAUGGCUGCUGCGCCCUCCCAACGAGAUGCGAAUGUCUCUCUGGCUUAUGUGGUUUCCCCAUGUGCGAGGUCGGCUCCAUCCCUCGCGUCGUCUCUCGUGGAGACGGAACACCCGGAAAAUGCUGUGAUGUCUUUGAAUGUGUAAAUGAAACAAAACCAGCUUGCGUAUUUAACAGCGUGGAGUAUUAUGAUGGGGACGUGUUUCGAAUGGAUGCUUGUCGCUUCUGCCGAUGCCAAGGAGGUGUUUCCAUUUGUUUCUCCGCGCAGUGUGGCGAGCUGAACUGCGACAGAUACUACGUUCCAGAAGGAGAGUGUUGUCCCGUAUGCAAAGAUCCAGUGUACCCAUUUAACAAUACUGCCGGCUGCUAUGCCAAUGGUCAGAUCCGAGCGCAUGGUGACCGCUGGAGGGAAGAUGACUGCACUUUUUGCCAGUGUAGCAAUGGAGAACCCCAUUGUGUCGCCACGGCCUGCGGACAGAGCUGCCUGAACCCCGUUAAAGUGCCUGGCGAAUGCUGUCCAGUGUGUGAAGAACCGACGUACAUCACGAUUGAUCCUCCCGCGUGUGAGGCCAUUUCCAACUGCACUCUGACUGAAAAGGAUUGCAUUUACGGUUUCCGACUGGAUCACAAUGGUUGCCGGAUCUGCCAAUGCAGAAACCGGGAGGAGCUGUGUACUGGACUCAUAUUAGGUUGUACCCUGGAUUGUCCCUUCGGUUUCCAGACAGAUGCCCACAACUGCGAGAUCUGCCAGUGUCGACCACGGCCGAAGAAAUGCAGACCCAUAAUAUGCGACAAGCAUUGUCCAUUUGGAUACUUGAAGAGCAAGCACGGCUGUGACCUCUGCCGCUGUCAGAAAUGCCCAGAGCUACCCUGCAGUAAAGUGUGUCCAGCGGGCCUCCAGCUGGAUAGCCAUGGUUGCCCGAUGUGCAAGUGCCGAGAGACCCCAACUUCUUCAGCAGGCCCACCGGUUCAGACUGGCACCUGCCUCUCUAUGGAUGGCCGCCACCACAAAAACGAGGAGAGCUGGCACGACGGUUGCCGCGAGUGCUACUGCCACAAUGGACGGGAGAUGUGCGCCUUGAUCACCUGUCCGGUCCCAGGCUGCAGCAACCCCACCAUUCACUCCGGACAGUGUUGUCCGUCUUGUUCAGAUGACCUGAUUGUCCAAAAGCCAGAGCUCAGCAGUACGUCCAUAUGCCACGCGCCUGGAGGAGAGUACUUUGUGGAAGGAGAAACCUGGAAUAUCGACUCCUGCACCCAGUGUACAUGCCACAGCGGGCGUGUUCUCUGUGAAACCGAAGUCUGCCCGCCUCUACUCUGCCAAAAUCCCUCCCGCACCCAGGACUCCUGCUGCCCUCAGUGUUCAGAUGAACCUCUUCAGCCUUCCUCUUCAAAUAAUGAGAGCAUGCCUAGUUACUGCAAAAAUGAUGAAGGGGACAUUUUCCUGGCAGCAGAGUCCUGGAAACCUGAUGUUUGCACCAGCUGCAUAUGCAUGGAUGGCAUGAUUAGCUGUUAUUCUGAGUCUUGCCCACCAGCCUCGUGUGAGAGACCUGUCUUGAGAAAGGGCCAGUGUUGUCCCUACUGCAUAGAAGAUACGAUGCCGAAGAAGGUGGUGUGUCACUUCAGUGGGAAGACGUACGCCGACGAGGAGCGGUGGGACAUAGACAGCUGCACUCACUGCUACUGCUUGCAGGGCCAGACGCUGUGCUCGACGGUCAGCUGCCCGCCUCUGCCCUGUACCGAGCCCAUCAACGUCGAGGGAAGUUGCUGCCCCAUGUGUCCAGAGAUGUAUAUACCCGAGCCCACCAAUAUCCCCAUUGAGAAGACUAACCAACGUGGAGAGAUUGAACUGCAAGUACCGAUUUGGCCCAGCCCCAGCGAAAACGAAAUCGGCCACCUCCCCCGAGAUAUGGCUCACCUUCAGGUGGGCUACAGAGAUAGUGAACCACACCUAAAUGAAGAUACUUCUUUUGACUCUGUUGCCUGGGUUACGGUCCCAGUAGUGAUCGCCCUGAUCCUUAUAAUUGCCCUCCUGCUAAUCAAUCGGAAAAAACAGUGGAUACCGGUACCCUGCUAUAGAACACCCACUAAGCCUUCAUGCCUCAACAAUCAGCUGGUGUAUGUGGAUUGCAAGAAAGGAACCAUGGUGCAAGUGGAUAGUUCCCAGAGAAUGCUAAGAAUCGCUGACCCGGAUGCAAGAUUCAGUGGCUUCUACAGCAUGCAAAAACAGAACAACCUACAGGCAGAUAAUUUCUAUCAGACAGUGUGAAGAACUGCGGCUCGGCGAGGUUUCGAGAGACAGAAAGAGACUGACUCUGCUAUUAAAAUUAAACUAGAAUUUGUGCACUUGCUUAGUGGAUUGUAUUGGAUUUGUGACUUCAUGUACAGCUCUAAGACUUUCCUGGGAUGGGCUCUGUCUUUACCGCAAUGUGCCAGAACAAGCAUUCCCACUCUUCCUCACGAUAACUGACCAAGUGUUUUCUUAGAACCAAAGUUUUCAAAGUCGUUA